AUGAGUUAUCUCCAAACUCCCGCUUCUUCUCACCCAAACCAUCCCUUGGAUGACGGGACCAAAUCAGAUCGUCCAAGCGCCAAAGACAUGGACUCCAGCAUUCACCAAAUACAAAUGCGAUAUAAGCUCUCCCCAGUCACGAUGAAAACUCUUUGCAGCGCCUCGUCAAGCCCGGAUCGUCGAGAAGUCCUCUAUAAGUCUUGUCUCGCGAGUGAGUUUCGGUCUUUCCCGUUGAAACAAACCGAGCGAAACUUCUUCCGAGAAAUAAACGAUCAUACGGCUAUACCAUAUACUGUCAAAGACACAAUCGGUCAGCCCUGGCAUAAGGUGUUUCUGCUGGUUCAGAUAGAUCUUCUCCACAAUGGCUGGCCCAACAAAAUUUCCGCCUCGGCGAGGAAAGAACUCUAUCAGGAAAGAGGCCGAAUAUAUUCGCUUCUGGAUCGAAUCCUACGAUGCCUAACAGAUAUUCUGGGAUGCAGACUGGACGCGAGUGGCCUAAACACAUCAUUGGACGUGUUGCGGAGUAUUAAAUCAGGGGUCUGGGAAAGCGCAGGCCAAGAGCUACUUUUGGUUGAUGGUAUCGGUGCCGUGAAAAUGGAGAAAUUGUGUCGGAGCGGCAUCAAGACCAUUCAUCAACUGGCAGGACUUGAUUUUUGCCAGGUUGAGAGGCUGAUGAGUCGCAACCCGCCGUUUGGCCACAAUUUGCUGCAACAACUUGCAGGCUUUCCGCAGCUAUCCUGCCAGUUUGAAACAAUCCGCGAGUACACGCCAAUUGCGCGACCUCCACAUGGUGACGGUCGAAUGGUGGCCUUGAAGCCAGGGCUCUUCAUGUGUCGGAUCGUGCUGAAGUAUGGUAAUUCCCAGCUACCACUCUGGAAUAAAAACAACCCUUGGGUUACCUUGGUAGUAGAUGGCGAGAAUGGCAGACUUUUGUGGUUUUGGCGCGGAAGCGUGACAGAGCUCACCGGGGAGAAAGAACUGCUUAUCGGCAUAGAAGUCAAAAAGGGCGAAAAGAUUGGGCUUAAGUUGGCGUGUGAAGAGAUAGUCGGUACAAUGGCUCAGUCAACGCAUCAGAUACCCUGA
Pochonia chlamydosporia 170 is the source of this 1083-nucleotide messenger RNA. RefSeq names its product meiotic helicase. The record is from RefSeq and is a predicted model, not a curated record. Lineage: Eukaryota; Fungi; Ascomycota; Sordariomycetes; Hypocreales; Clavicipitaceae. The coding region runs from base 1 to 1083 and encodes 360 amino acids. The transcript has a single exon.